Macadamia integrifolia is the source of this 2505-nucleotide messenger RNA. RefSeq lists its product as uncharacterized. NCBI's taxonomy places the organism in Eukaryota, Viridiplantae, Streptophyta, Magnoliopsida, Proteales, Proteaceae. The record is from RefSeq and is a predicted model, not a curated record. The transcript is spliced from 2 exons. The coding region runs from base 1794 to 2351 and encodes 185 amino acids.
CCCUUACUGAGGUUGUGACCUUUGGUCAGGUUUUCUCGGCCUUCGCCUGAGCCCCUUCCAAGGUGGUGACCUUCGGUCAGGUCUGCUCGGUCUUUUCCUGAGCCCCUUACCGAGAUUGUGACCUUCGAUCAGGUCCACUCGGCCUUCGCCUGAGCCCCUACUGAGGUUGACCUUCGGUCAGGCCCACUCGGCCUUUGCUUGAGUCCCCUACUUGGUCGAAUCCAUGCGCGGCGAUACGCUCGUGUGCUUUGCUCGAGUGUACUUCAGGAAUCCCUCGCCGAUGACAUGUACUGCAUUUAAUAAGGCUAGAGAGUCGUAUCGAUGCGCUGUUGCCUAUAAAUAGUGUCACUCUCUCAUUUUGUCAUCUUCUACUCAUUUCUUUGACCCUUCGUCCUUCGUCCUUAACUUUCCUCUGAUAUUCGGUUCAGCCAGUCAUUCAGAAGUAAGUCAUGUCUUGCUCUUUAGCUAGUGGACCCUCGUCAUUCAAGGGCGUAGUUUCUAGGCGUCGGAGUCCCGGUCAAGUCCGGGGGAUGUCCUCGGACUCGUCCUCCACAUCCACAUCUUCGGAUGUCUCCUCGUCCUCUACCGCUAGUGACAUGAGUGGUGGAGGUAUUAGGGAGGGGCUUCUCGACUCCAGGGCCCAGGCAAACGAGUCCCUGGAGGACGAAGCUAGGAAUAUAGUUUCGACCAUGACCGAGGAGGAGCUAAUGGAGCUCCGCACGUCAUGUAGUAUCCCGAACGAGUUCCUCCUUCGGAUACCGAGGCCCGAAGAUAGAGCAAGCUACCGAAAUCCUGAAGAGCUUUGCUUCUAUCGGGAUGCCUUCAAGGUUGGGCUUCGGCUUCCCCUUCACCCCUUCUUCAGCCAGGUGUUUCGGCACUAUAGCAUCUCUCUAGCCUAGCUGACCCCGAACGGGGUGGCUCAAGUCCUCAGUUUCAUCAUCUUCUUCUCUCGGAUGGGGAGACCUCUCUCCCUUCCUCUCUUCCUCAACUGUAUGUCUCUCAGUUCCAGUAAGGGGGACUUGGGCUGGUACUACUUCUGCCCUAGGAAAGACCUUCGAUUCCUGAGCCGAUACCCAACCUCGAUUCACGAGUGGAAGUUAAAGUUCUUUUUUGUGAGUGUCCGAAGGGUUCCCCUUUGGUAAUACUUGGGACGUCCCAGACCUAAGGACAUGAACUCUGCACCUACCCUCUUUGGGACGGAUGCAGAGUCACUGUCGAUGACCAAGGAUAAGGCCCUCCGUCGGCUUGUUGAGUCCAGUAGCCUCCAGUCGGAUGCCUUCCUGUUCCUGUUCGGGCUUAGCUCGGGUGAGUCCUAGGUUUGCACUUAUUUUUGUUUCGGAUUUUGCAUUCCCGUACUGAUCUUGACCCUCUUUGUUGCAGUGCGAAUUUCGAGAGCAGAAGCCAGAGCUGCCACGGCCGAGAGACAGGCCAAGCUGAAGGAAGCCAGGGCCCAAGACGCCCAGCAGAGGCAGUUGAAGAAAGGUAAGAAAAGAGGGGCUACGACUUCCAACUCCCUCCCAAAGAAGAAGCCUAGAUCCGAAGAUCCUACUGCCGAAGCUGUUCAGGCCCUGGAGGCCCUAAGCCGCGACCCAUCCCCUCCGAGAGCCUCCUCCUCUGGUGCUGACUUCCAAAGCCCGAGAGGCAGUCAUUCUCAGGCCAAAGUCGGGUUCGUCCCUUGGUGGUCCAUCAAGGUGGGCGAGACACUUUCUAUUGGGCGGGUUGCCCGAGAGCUCGUCCAGAAGGGGAGCCUGCCAAGAGAUGCGGCCGAGGCCCAAAGCCAAGGGACCAAGGCCAUGAUUACAAGCACUUGCGUGUUUAUGGCAGCGGCUCAGAACCAAGUCAGCCAACUGACCAUCUGGGCCGAAGCCCUGGUUAGGGACCUCGAGGUGUCCGAACGCGAAAAGUCGGCACUCGACAAGGAGCUUACAGUCCUCCUCGAGAAAGUGGAGCAUCUGGAGGCCGACCUCCGCGCACAGCAGGAGAAUGAUCAAAAGCUCAGGGAACUGGAGGCGCCGAUGGUCGCGAAGCUGAGGGAGGCUGAAGCCCGAGCCGUUAAGAGCUACAAGUCCUCUGAGGACUUUCGGGAGGUGGUAAAGCGCGCGAUCGCACCCGGAUUCAUCAUGGGUGCCACCGAUGAUCGAGACUGGGUCCUCGAACAUCAUCUCGAGGUAUCAUUUGAGGGGAGUGGCCUGAUCUUUGAUGACGCCGAUGUAGCUCCUGCCGCCACUGAGGUCGCAAAUGGCGUGGAUAGCGGCAGUGAGGGAGAGGGGGUCCAGGCUUCUCGCGAGGUCCCUCUUACUCCCGGGAGAGGAGACUCCGAUGUAGACGUUGCCGACUAUGCCGGGGACUAGGCCAUCCCUCCCGCAGACGCUCCAUGAGGCUUCUCUUAGCCUUUUUUUUUUUUUUUAAAUUUUAGCCUUCGGGCAUCUUAAUGUAAUUCUGGCCUUCGGGCGUCUUAAUGUAAUUCUGGCCUUCGGGCGUCUCUAUGAAUGAAAUGUUUUUUGU